This is a messenger RNA of Dunckerocampus dactyliophorus (ringed pipefish), 5017 nucleotides long. It is a transcript of the gene ptk7b, whose product is annotated as protein tyrosine kinase 7b. Gene Ontology annotation, biological process: synapse organization; homophilic cell-cell adhesion; protein phosphorylation. Lineage: Eukaryota; Metazoa; Chordata; Actinopteri; Syngnathiformes; Syngnathidae. Bases 331 to 3546 code for a protein of 1071 amino acids. Gene Ontology annotation, cellular component: neuronal cell body; plasma membrane; axon. Gene Ontology annotation, molecular function: protein kinase activity; ATP binding; axon guidance receptor activity. The transcript has 21 exons. The record is from RefSeq and is a predicted model, not a curated record.
ACUGUGAGUGGGAGGAAGCCAACUUGGAAACAACGCGGAGCGAAACUCCCUCUCGCUUCAGACUCGAGUGACUCGGUGGUCAGAGCCUGUGGACCAGCGUUAGGUAACUGCACACACCGGGUUGUACUGACGGCGGCCUGACUUUACAACUACGCAAUUUUUUUGGUUCGCUUCAAACUUUCGGCGCGUCUUCAUCUGUCGUGCUCGAAGGUCGUGUGCCCUGGGAGCCAAGCGACCGUCCCGCAUGUGUCCGUCUUGCUCCCGCUAGCCGUCCUCUCCAACAACCAGCCGGGGAGCAGCACACCGGAGCCGCCGAGCUCAAGGACCGUCAUGGAUCUAACAAGAGAGGCCGAGGAUCGACGGGGGGAGAGCGGGAGAAAAGUACGACUGAGUCCCAUGUACGCCCUCGCUAUCAUCAGCCUCCAAGUCCUAUCCAUCCAGGCUGCUGCCAUCCAGUUUACCAAGGAGCCCAAGUCCCAAGAUGCCUUGCACGGCCGCAGCGCCAUGCUCCGCUGCGAGGUCAGCGAUCCAACCGACAUCACUUACAGCUGGCUCCACAAUGGCCACCCCCUGGAAAACAGCGAGAGGCGCUACCAGGAGGGCAGCAAUCUCAAAUUCACUGCUGUGGACCGCCAGAUGGACGCGGGAAACUUUGAGUGUGUCGUAGAAAACACGGCCACAGGGGAGGCGCUCCAUUCCACAAACGCCUCCUUCAACAUCAAAUGGUUAGAAAGUGGUGGUGUGACAUUAAAGGAGCCCACCUCAGAGGGGGAAAUUGAGAGCUCAGCACCCGUCACGCUUCGCUGUCACAUUGACGGACACCCACGGCCAACGUGCCAAUGGUUCAAGGAUGGGGUGAAGCUGACUGAGAAGAGUCAUCAGAUCAACAACAAGGAGCGGACUCUCACCUUCAAGAGCGCGACUCCAGACGACAACGGUCUGUUUUACUGCUGCGCCAAGAACGCAGCCGGCCAUGUCUGCAGCAAUAGCAACUUUACUCUCAACAUUAUAGAUAAGAGCUUUCCCCGGCCCGUGGUCACUCCUGAGGACCAGGUGGUUCUGAGGAAUGAAGAAGCUGUGUUCCACUGCCAGUUCACAGCCGUGCCGCCUCCUACGCUGGAGUGGUACCAUGAAAAUGAGCUGCUGGUUAACAAAUCUCGUGUUUUCCUGCUCUCCAAUGGUUCACUGCUCAUCACCCAGGUCAAGCCCAGAAACACUGGUUUGUACAAGUGUGUCGGCCACGGCGUCAGCGGCUCCCAAGUGACACACGAGGCGUCCCUCCUCAUAGCUGAGAUCGAUGACAUGCUGUCCAAGAUGUCCAAAGUUUUCACAGCAGACACCCUGCAGCGGGUUCCCUGUAACCCCCCGCGGGGAAGACCCCAGCCCAUGGUCUGGUGGGAGAGAGGAGGUCAGCGGGUGCCCGCCGAGGGACGAGUGUACCAGGAUGGCUUGGAUUUGGUCUUCAGCCCUACUGAGGCCGGAGAUUCUGGAGUCUAUACCUGUGUAGCUCAGAACAAGGCAGGCCGCAGGACACAGGAGGUCACAUUCACUGUGGCCACCGCCCCUGUGUGGGUAACAAGGCCCCAAGACAGCCAUUUGGAAGAAGGAAAGCCGGGUUACCUGCACUGUCACGCCAAAGCCACUCCAGAACCUGAAGUCACAUGGCUGCGCAACAAUAUCAUGAUCACACCAGAGGAUUCCCGUUUUAAACUGUUCCCAAAUGGCACAUUGAGGAUCAACAGCGUGGAGGUGUACGACGGACAGAUGUACGGCUGUGAGACCAAGACAGUGGGUGGUCGACUGUCUGGCCAGGCCAGAGUUGCCGUGCUGGAGAAGCUGAAGUUCACGCCGACCCCGCAGCCCUCUCAGUGCCUGGAGCUGGAUAAUGAGAUCAACAUCCAGUGCUCUGCUAAAGGCAGAGAGAGUCCCACCAUCCGCUGGACUAAAGCAGACGGAGGAGACCUGCCACCCCAUGUGGAGCAGAAAAAUGGUCAGCUUCACUUCUCCAAAGUCACCCGCAGUGACGCUGGCAAUUACACCUGCAUUGCCUCCAACAGCCUCCAGGGGGAGAUCAGAGCCUUUGUAUCCCUCACAGUGGCAGUGUACAUCCGCUUUAAAGUGGAGCCAGAGAAUACAACAGUGUACCAGGGCCACACAGCUAUCCUGCACUGUCAGGCCACAGGCAGCCCUGAGCCUCACAUCCACUGGAUGGUCAAAGACAAGACGCUGGACAUCAGCAGGAACAGGAGGAUCCAGAAGAUGCCCAAUGGCUCCCUGGUGAUUUCAGACGUCACCACAGAUGACACAGGCAGAUACACAUGUGUGGCUGGAAACAGCUGCAGCAUCAAAGACCGUGUGGCUCAGCUCUAUGUCGUGGAUAAACCAGCGCAGACGCAUGACGAGGAUGAGGACCGAGCGCCUUACAAGAUGAUUCAAACCAUCGGGCUGUCUGUGGGGGCAGCUGUGGCUUACAUCAUCGUGGUGCUCGGCCUCAUGUUCUACUGCAAAAAGAGACGCAACGCCAAAAGACUGCACAAGCGUCAAGAUGGAGAGGAACCAGAGAUGGAGUGUCUCAAUGGAGGGGCUGUCCAGCAGAAUGGCCACACCACCACUGAGAUCCAGGAGGAGGUGGCGCUCACUAACAUGGGCACCAUGGCAACAACCGAGAAGCGCCACAGCCACGUCAACAGCGAUAAGCUGCACUUCCCCCGAGCAAACCUGCAAACCAUCACGACUUUAGGUAAAGGAGAGUUUGGCGAAGUGCUGCUGUCCAAAGCCAAGGGCAUCGAGGAGAGGGAGGAGGAAACGGUGGUGCUGGUGAAGAGCCUCCAGACUAGAGACGAACAGCUUCAGCUCGACUUCCGCAGAGAAGCGGAAAUGUUCGCCAAGCUCAGCCAUCCCAACGUAGUCCGUCUGCUGGGCCUGUGCAGAGAGGCUGAGCCCCACUACGUAGUCCUGGAGUACUACGACCUGGGAGAUUUGAAGCAGUUCCUGAGGAUUUCCAAAAAUAAAGAUGACAAGGUCAAAUCUCAGCCUAUCAGCACUAAAACCAAAGUUUCCAUUUGUGCACAAGUGGCUCGUGGGAUGGAACAUCUGUCCAAUCAUCGCUUCGUCCACAAAGACUUAGCCGCUCGAAACUGCCUCGUCAGCAGUCAGAGACGCGUCAAAGUGUCGUCCCUCAGCCUCAGCAAGGACGUUUAUAAAAGCGAGUACUAUCACUAUAGACAAGCGUGGAUCCCCCUGCGCUGGCUCCCAUCAGAAUCUGUGUUUGAAGACGACUUCUCCACCAAAUCUGAUGUUUGGGCCUUUGGCGUGCUCAUGUGGGAGGUGUUCAGUCACGGGGAAAUGCCAUAUACCAAACUCGGAGACAAUGAAGUGCUAGAAGGCCUGCAGACAGGGAAGCUGAAGCUCCCCCCUCCAGAAGGAUGCCCCUCCAAAAUGUACAAGCUCAUGGUCAGCUGCUGGGCCCCCAGCCUCAAGGAGCGGCCCUCCUUCAGUGACGUGGUGCGCACCCUGGGAGAGACGCCCUCUGACAGCAAAGUCUGAGACGGCGACCCACCAGGCAGUGAAACUUCAGCCACGCGUCUUCUCCCUGCUUCUGAAUAAAGACAGCAAUGCUGGAUUAUUUAGUCUCACACUUCCGGGAAGAAGAACACAAUUUUAAAUAUGCAUUUCAGACUUGUUUUUAAUGAAAGGAGUGUGUGGAGGAGACUUUUUUUGCCAUAUCGGUGACUGGCUUCUUGUGAGCAGGAGGAGUUUACGUUUGCCUUAAACGCAACAUGGAUGACAUCCCUCUUGCUCAACUUCCUGUGAGUCUGCCUGCUUGCAGCCACUCAAUCGCAGAGACUUUUCACAAACACUGUGCCUCUCAUCUUCUUUGUACACACACACACACACACACCCACCCACACACACACACACACACACACACUGAGGAUGUGGUGUUAGAGCUCAAAUCAUCCGUUAACAUCCAACUUUUUUUGAGUGGAACAACAUGAACAAGCCUGUCCUUGAACCUAUCAUCCGGUCAGCUGCAUCCUCAUCACGUAUCACCAUCAGCAUGUUCACACGUGUGUGUGUGUGUGUGUGUGUGUGUGUGUGUGUGUGUGUGUGUGUGUGUGUGUGUGUGUGUGUGUGUGUGUGUGCACCCGGACUAUAUGCACUACAGUGUGCACAGAUGGUUUGCAUGAAAGUGUGUAACUAUUACACUUGUGAUGUGCAACAUGAGCAGACUUGUUGAAAAAAGAGUCUGUUAGGAUGAUAAAACUUAAAAAAAAGAAAAAAGGAUGGAGCACACAGCCGAGAAAGGACCCGACUGUUCCAAUGAAGAUUUUGUAUAUUUGAGUGAGUGUGUUUUGUUCUUGUAUUAACUUUUGCAGUGCUUGUUGGUGGACCACUGUAACAUUAUGUCCAAGUUGCAGGGAUCCAUUCUUAGGUGCAAGCAGUUCCUGUCUGGGUCCUCUUGUUUCUGUGUGCAAUGCUGCAAAAGGGGACCAGUGUACAUAAUGUAGAGACCUUGCACUAACCUCCCUCUUUUGUCUCCAUCAUGUUGUGUCGAAGGCCUGUUUAUUUAUAAUGGAGGUCUCGUUAUUUUUUUGUAUUGGUUUAUAGUGGAAAGGUACUGCUCUGGUGUUGUUCCGCUUCAUGUUCAUUCUCAUGAUCCGUCUCAGUGUGUGCAUAGCCUGGUCAGCCAGCUGAAAAUGCUAACACAGUACAAAAAAAAAAGUCACUGCUGGUCACCAGUAUGUUAAAUAAGUGCCUGGUAAAUGAAGGAUGAUCUAAAACACUUCACUUUUCUUUUCUUUUUUUUUUUUACAUUAUCUAAUGAAAUGCCUUUGUUCAUGAUUUUUUUUUAAUGUUUUUAGUGUAAUAUGUUUCUACGAAUGCUAGGCAGUCACAUCUAAACCUUUUUUUAAUCAGCUUCAGCACAAGUCCGCUGUUAUAAUGGAUAUACAAAUGUAUACAUACUGCUGUCAAUAAAGGUCCACAACGUUUUUUACCCAAUUAGUUGCUUUAA